Messenger RNA from Candidozyma auris, 1065 nucleotides. RefSeq lists its product as uncharacterized. The record is from RefSeq and is a predicted model, not a curated record. Bases 1 to 1065 code for a protein of 354 amino acids. The transcript has a single exon. Gene Ontology annotation, cellular component: mitochondrial inner membrane. NCBI's taxonomy places the organism in Eukaryota, Fungi, Ascomycota, Pichiomycetes, Serinales, Metschnikowiaceae.
AUGUUAACAUCGUGGUUCAGGGCCCAGAUCAAUUCUCGUUUCCCACAACAAUGUGAUCAAGAAUCUGCGAAAGUGCCAUGUCCAGAGUCCCCCAAGCUUCCUGCUGGAAUGAGCCAAGAGGGAAUUGGUAAAGACAGAAUCAUUGAGGGCGAUCUGGAGGAAAACGAAGAUGUCUCGCUUCUGGAUCUUUUCCCUACAAAUCCGAGUGUAGCACUCCAUCAUUUGACGCCUAUUUUGCCUGCUGCAGACAAUAAGGCAGCUUUAGCAUGUGUCAUUUCUUUGCAAGCUCUCUUCGGGCUCACACUUUUGUGUCGAAGAAUCCCCAAGUUUGGAGAACUGGCUUUCAGGACAUACUCCACAAUGGCGGCUCGCAAGAUUACGGGCCUGCUCUUAGUGACUUCUUCUGCCAUUGAAAGUCUUCGAUUUCCGCUCCCAUAUGACCCGUGGGUUGAGGAGGCUCGUGAAUGGCGUAACUGGGCCAUUCGUAAUGGAGACAAUCCAAGUUGGUGGUUUGGCGCCAUUGAGUGGUAUGAGCCAAUGUCAUACGGCUACUGGAUUGAGCUUUUAAGAAGGAGAUUAGAUAACGAAAGGCUCGCAAAGAAAAGGGAAGCGCGUCUGGAGCAAGAUGAAAUACGUAAAUUUAAUAUUUCGUUAAACCCAGACGGAACAGGGAAAGAUGUUGAGUUCAAGUUUGCGUUGCCUUCUUGGAGCCACCAGCAUCAGUUUUAUCCAGAGCUCAAGCUUAAUAACAGAGCUAAUUUUACAGAACUCUUAAACGGCCCAUUGAAAGACGUCAAUGAGUUGAAUAAGGCUGAACGCAUUGAUGCUGCACUUGAACAAGAUAUAAAGCAGAAGAAGGAGAAAGGGGCCUCCGAGUUCGACUUCGACGAACCAGAAAUGAUCCAUCUUCCUGUAGGCAUUACAAAGAAAAAAUGGGAGUCUGACGAUAACUUGUUCACUCUGGCAUGGACUCGCUGUGAGCCUUGGUGGGAGUUAGCACAAGGAUUGAGCAUGGAGGUCAGACUAGUACCUAGCAGCAAGAAUGUUGUGAUCAGCGAUGAAUAA